Molecule: messenger RNA, 1917 nt
Organism: Cyphellophora attinorum
Lineage: Eukaryota; Fungi; Ascomycota; Eurotiomycetes; Chaetothyriales; Cyphellophoraceae
Exons: 1
Coding region: 1-1917 (638 amino acids)
Biological process (GO): fatty acid metabolic process
Molecular function (GO): medium-chain fatty acid-CoA ligase activity
Source: RefSeq, a predicted model, not a curated record
AUGGCGGUCCUUCAGACCUGGAUAUGUUGUGUACUCGAAUCAAUGGUGAGCGGUGGCGUUUCACGACCCUCCAUCCGAGAAGGACUUCUUUUCACAUACUCCUCCAACACCCACCUUCAUGUUGCACUCGCAGACCUGUGUGUCGGCUUUUAUCACACCUCAAACAUGACGGUGCCCAAUCUCUCUCAGUUCGAAACUUUUGCUGCGCUCGUCGCGCAUUUCCAAGACACUAACAAUAGCGGAAAUCUCUGCUUCGCCCACCCAACCAACCCCCAUCAAUCACAUACACCCCUCAGCUAUGCAACGACAGCCGACAUCGCGCAAUGGACGCGUCGGGCAGCAGCAAAGUAUGUGGCGUAUGGUGUGACACCGAGGAAGGAGGGUGAAGGCCCAAAAGUGGUUGGAUUGUGGGCCAGGGGCGGGAGGGAAUGGGCUGCAUCCUUCUUCGCGAUCGUGCGGAUGGGGCACACUGUGGUCAUCAUUAGUCCGCGCCUAGUCGACCAGUACGUUUUGGACCUUCUCGAGCGAAGCGGCGCAGAGUUCGUGGUUAGUCCUUCGCCCCCUCCAACGACGAGUCCGACGGCGAACAGGAAUGCAAAACCCAAUGGACUGGCCGCCCCGGGAGGCGGAGGUAUACUCACCACCACACCGCACAACAACCCCGAUAAGUCCAACUGCACCAUCAAGCACAUCCCAAUAAUCACCCCAUCCGAGCUCUCCUCCCUUCAUGGCUCACUUCCUUCUGACGGCGACCUCUUCUCCAACCCAGCCACCAUCUCCCCCACCGACACAGCCUACCAAACCCACUCCUCCGGCAGCACCUCCACGCCCAAACUCCUCGCCUCCUCCCAACUCAAAGCAGUCCGCACCCUACAAAUCUCCCUCGAGCACUACCCGCCCUCCCGCUCUCGCUGGUUCGCGAGCGCAUUCUACAUGACCGUCGGCCUCCGUGGCCUCAUCCAGACUCUCUACGCCGAAGCGCCUGUGUUUUUUGAGGGGGAUGAGCUGCCGCUUACUAUUCAUUCGGCCGCGGAAUUCGCGAAAACUGCAAGCGAGGGUGUGGAGGGAGGUGGUGGCGGGUUGGGGGAUAUGUAUUUGACGCCUCAUACCCUCAACCUCCUCGCCUCCUCCCCUGUCGGUAUAGAGGAGCUAAGGCGUGCCGAGAAAGUAUGUGUCUUCGGCGCAGUCGUCAACGACGCAAUCGGCGACCGUCUCGUCCACCAAUACGGCGUGAAUCUAGCAGUGCAGUACGGAAUGAGCGAGACGAUGAUGCUGAUGUGGUCGACUGGUCGGGAAGUCGAUGAUAGGGAGGAUUGGAAUUGGUGUGAGAUGAUUGAGAGUAAGAAGCCUUACUUGAGGAUGGAGGCUAUUGAAGGGCAGGAAGGUGGGACACUGUAUGCGGAGCUGGUGUGUCUUCCGGGAUGUCCGGAUAUCAUGGAGGGAGUAAGGGAUAAAGAUGGGUAUUUCCGAACGGGCGAUGUGUGGGUGCGGCAUCCGGAGGGGAAAGAGAGGUGGAAGAUUGUGGGGAGGCGGGACGAUCAGGUUAAGGUGUAUCGGGAGGGGAGGCAGGUUGUGGUGAAUGCAUUGGAGUAUGAGGGGAGGAUUGUGGCGGGGUGUGGGGGUUUGGUGGCGGAGGCGGUGGUGUUUGGACAGGGGAGGGGUGGAUUGGGGGUAUUGGUGUUUGUUGAGGAGGGUAGAGGUGGUGUCGAAGGGGUGAGGGAGAAGGUCUGGGAGUGCAUUGAGCGCGAUAUCAAUGCGAGCAUGAGUGUUGAGAUUGAGGAGAAGAUGAUUGUGGUGGUGGAGAGGGAGAGGGAGAAGCUGCCGCAGACUGCAAAGUACAAUCUGAUCAGGAGUAGGGUGUAUAAGGAGUAUGAGCGGGAGAUUGAGGCUACGUAUGAUGCCACCAAUGCAGCCUGA